UUCACGGACAAAAAAAUCUAUAUAGAAAUUUUUAGCGAAAGUUUUCUUUCCUUUUUAUUCCAAAAGUCUGAAAAAAAAAAUGAUUGUUUUUUUACUCUUCUACCCUUGGCGUCUGAUUUGACGUUAUUCAUUCAAGUUGUUAAAAAAAAAAAAUUAAGAAAAGAGGUUAUCUUUUCUUUUGUUACAUAUUUUAAGAAAAUUUUAUAUUUAUCUCACGAUUCACAGCUGUAUCAAUAAUCGUUGUUUUUUGCUUUAAUUUUCCUCGGAGAAAUCUUUUUUAUUAAAACGAUAUGACAAAUAUGAGUAAGGCAGAGGAACAAGCGGGACCUUCGAAACCAUCGGGAUCCGCAACAGAGGAAAAGGAAAAAGAUGAUCGAACAUUUGAAUGUAAUAUUUGUCUCGAUACUGCAAAAGAUGCAGUAGUUAGUAUGUGUGGUCAUUUAUUUUGCUGGCCUUGUCUUCAUCAAUGGCUUGAAACUCGUCCCACGAAACAAGUUUGUCCCGUAUGCAAAGCUGCAAUCAGUAAAGAAAAAGUCAUUCCACUGUAUGGAAGAGGAGCAACAAAACAAGAAGAUCCGAGAAAUAAUGUACCACCACGUCCUGCCGGUCAAAGAUCGGAACCAGAAGCUAAUGUUGGAUUUCCUGGUUUUGGUUUUGGCGAUGGAGGUUUUCACAUGUCCUUUGGAAUUGGCGCAUUUCCAUUUGGAUUUUUUACUUCCACAUUUAAUAUGGGAGAUGCACGACCAAGUACAGCACCUCGAGGCACGCCACAAUUUGAAGAAGAACAAUUUCUAUCGAGGGUAUUCCUCUGGUUGGCGAUAAUGUUUAUUAUUUGGCUACUUUUGGCGUAACAUUGCAAAAGAAAAAGAGGAACAGAAAUUAAAUUUUGAAAAAAAAAAAUCGCCGGCCGCGUGUCACAUUUAAAAAUGCCAAUAAUUGAUUUCACUGAUGGAUUAAAAAAAUAAAACAAAAAUUAUAUUUUUAACAGAAGGCAACAGAACACCCAGGAUUAUCAAGUCACAGUGAAGUGAGUGUUUUGAUAACAUUUUCAUUUUUUUUUUUUUUUUUUAAAUUAAAAUAUCCAAUUAAUUUUUGAAACAUAAAAAAAAUGUGAUAUCAUUUUACACGAUUUUAGGAAAUAUUUUUGUUUUUUUUUUUUAUUAUAAGAGCUGAGGUUCGUUUAAUGGUUUUGGAGGUACUGAUAAUUUUAUGUACAUACAUUUUUAACAGAAAAAAAAAUAAUUGAUUAUCUAGAUAAGCUGAUUGUUGUAUGAAAAAAAAAGAUUAGGUUAUUUUAUUCGCUAAACUGAUAAUUGCUUAGUAUAUAAUAUUGAGAAAAAAAAACAAAGGCCAACGCGUAUUCUUACUGAUGAAUGCAAAAGGGACUUUCAAAAUGUAUAUAAAUUAGUUUUUAAGACACAAAUAUAUACAUUAUUAUUUCAGAUAUUAAAAAAAAUAAAUAAAUUGUAUGUGUGUACAUUAUCAGUGAUUAAUUUUUAAUCAGUAUUUGAAAAUUAAUUUUUUUUUUUUGUAUAUGAAAAAGUUAGAUUGAGAAAUACUGAAAAAAAAAUUAAUUCUGAUAAAACUAAAAGAAACAAAAGUAAGAUAAUACGUAAUAAGAAAUUUUAUCUUUCAACCGUGAAAAAGGCAAAGGAAAGGAUGAUUUAUAGACUAAUUUAUUUUUACAAAAAAAAAAAAGAAAAGAAAAGAACAGCCAAAAAAUGAAAAAAAGAUCUUAACAGCAGCAACGAUAUGGAUUUUUCAAAUGAUCUUAAUUUUGAAAAAAUUAUGAUCUCUUUAUUUUGUUUUUUAUUUUAAUCAGACAGAUUUGAGUUUGUUUUUUUUUUUAUAAAUAUUAUUGAAUGUCACAUUCCAUUUAUAUAAGUUGACGUUUUAUUUUAUCAAUUUGAUAUUAUGGGACAAAUUCAGAGAGAAAGAGAAAAAGAUCUAUAAGAUCAUUUCAUUAUAAGGACAUGACGAAACAAGACUGGUUUUUUUCUUCAUCAAUUUAAAUCGAUGCCUGUAAUUUUCUUCGUGGUUGAACAAUUGUAAUCGUAACGAUGAACAAUAAAAUAAAAUUGCAUUUAACAUAUCA
This is a messenger RNA of Leptopilina boulardi, 2095 nucleotides long. Its product is annotated as E3 ubiquitin-protein ligase RNF185-like. The transcript is spliced from 5 exons. The record is from RefSeq and is a predicted model, not a curated record. NCBI's taxonomy places the organism in Eukaryota, Metazoa, Arthropoda, Insecta, Hymenoptera, Figitidae. Gene Ontology annotation, cellular component: endoplasmic reticulum. Gene Ontology annotation, molecular function: ubiquitin-like protein conjugating enzyme binding; metal ion binding; ubiquitin protein ligase activity. Gene Ontology annotation, biological process: ubiquitin-dependent protein catabolic process. Bases 291 to 851 code for a protein of 186 amino acids.